AUGGUCACCGGACGAGCGCUUCAUUUUGUAUUUAAAAUACCAGACAGGAAAUUGACUUGUAAAUUUUAUCGAGAAAUUCUUGGAAUGAAGGUUAGUAGUUUCAUAAUUCAAAUUGGUACCCUUUUAUAGAAGUUUUUUUUUUUGACAGGUGUUACGACACGAGGAAUUUUCCGAAGGUUGUGAAGCAGCCUGUAAUGGGUUUGUAAUCUGUUUCUUCUUUUAUUGUCAUAUAUUAUAUGUGCAAAUAGUUAUUAUUAAACAUCUUAUGUUUGUUAUAUAGGCCAUAUGCAAAUAGAUGGAGUAAAACCAUGAUAGGAUAUGGAACAGAAGAUACUCACUUUGUGAUAGAAUUAACUUAUAAUUAUGGGAUCAAAGAAUACAAAGUGGGAAAUGAUUUUGAUGGUAUUACAAUUCGGUCUAGGGAAGUACUUCAAAGAGCAAAAGCAGAUGGAUGGCCAGUGCAAGAAGAAAAUGGAAAAUUUGUUUUACAAGCACCUGGUGGUUAUAAGUAUUAUGUUAUUGACGAACCUCAACCUGUAAAUAAAGAUCCUGUAGAAAAAGUAACAUUGUCUAGUUCAAAUCUUCAAAAAUCUAUUGCCUAUUGGAAGGACAUCUUAGACUUAAAAGUAUUUGAUCAAUCUGAGAAGAGUGUACUAUUAGGAUACAGUGAAGAUCAAGCAAAGAUUGAAUUUAAAGACAUUGGUUCUGAAAUUGAUCAUGCUACAGCUUAUGGACGUAUAGCAUUCUCAAUUCCUCAUGCAGAGCAACCAGAAAUUCAAAAGAGAAUAAAAAAUAGUGGGCAUAAGAUAUUGACCGAUCUAAUCACUUUAGAUACUCCAGGAAAAACUUCUGUGAGAGUCAUUAUUCUUGCUGACCCAGAUGACCAUGAGAUUUGCUUUGUAGAUGACGAAGCAUAUCGCCAAUUAUCAGUUCCAGAUUAUCCCAGUGAAGCAAUUUUGGAUAGAUAUAUUAAAAAAGAAGGAUAA
This is a messenger RNA of Heterotrigona itama, 986 nucleotides long. The record is from the annotation of a GenBank genome assembly. NCBI's taxonomy places the organism in Eukaryota, Metazoa, Arthropoda, Insecta, Hymenoptera, Apidae.